This is a messenger RNA of Helobdella robusta, 2002 nucleotides long. RefSeq lists its product as hypothetical. Bases 118 to 756 code for a protein of 212 amino acids. Gene Ontology annotation, biological process: Rab protein signal transduction; regulation of endocytosis. Gene Ontology annotation, cellular component: endosome. Gene Ontology annotation, molecular function: GTPase activity; GTP binding. NCBI's taxonomy places the organism in Eukaryota, Metazoa, Annelida, Clitellata, Rhynchobdellida, Glossiphoniidae. The record is from RefSeq and is a predicted model, not a curated record. The transcript is spliced from 7 exons.
AAAACAAUAACAACGCUCUAUAAAUGAAAUCAGUUUUUGUUUUUCCUUCAGUUAUCAUCGUAAAGUCGCGAGUUUUUUAUUAAAUUCUUUUUUAUCUGAAUUAUUUUAUUGUUUAAAAUGACUGAAACUUACGACUACUUGUUUAAAUUCCUCGUGAUUGGAAGUGCUGGUACUGGAAAAUCGUGCUUACUCCAUCAAUUUAUUGAAAACAAAUUCCGCCAAGAUUCUAGUCACACCAUUGGGGUUGAGUUUGGCAGCAAGGUGGUCAGUGUUGGAGGCAAGUUUGUGAAGCUGCAAAUAUGGGACACAGCCGGGCAGGAGAGGUUCAGAUCUGUGACGAGAAGUUACUACAGAGGUGCGGCUGGCGCGUUGCUUGUUUACGAUAUAUCCAGCCGGGAGACCUUCAACUCUCUGGUCAACUGGUUGAGUGACGCCCGAACCCUGGCCAGUCCGAACAUUGUCAUCAUCCUGGUUGGCAACAAGAAAGAUCUCGAAGCCGAGAGGGAGGUAACUUUCCUUGAGGCUUCCAGAUUUGCUCAAGAAAAUGAUCUGAUGUUCUUGGAGACAUCAGCCAUGACGAGUGAAAAUGUCGAAGAGACAUUUCUGAAAUGCGCUCGAAGUCUUCUGACAAAAAUCGAAACUGGUGAGAUGGACCCUGAGAGGCUGGGGUCGGGAAUUCAGUACGGCAACGCGUCACUCAAGAGGCUUAACAGGCAGCAAGUCGGCCAGCCAUCCACACAGAGAUGCUCAUGCUAAAUGAUAAUUUUUGAAUAAAUUAAUAAUAUUAUGUUAAUUCAAAAGGUUGACCUUGUGAAUAAAUUAAUAAGAUUAUGUUAAUUUAAAAAGAAAAUAAUCAAAAGAAAUAUUUAAGGAAUGAAUGAAUAAAUAAAUAGUCAAUAUGCAUGACAAUAAUUGAAUGUGAUUGGUUCAUUUGAUGUGUCAUUAUUUAAAAAUAUACAAACAUGACGACGACGACGAUGAUGAUCGAGAUAAUGAUGACGAUGAAAAUGAUAACGGUGAUGUUGGUUGCAAUAAUGAUGAUGAUGAUGACGAAUAUGAUGACGAUGACGACCGAUUGGUAUAGGCUACGAAUUGUAUUUUAACGAAUGAUAUUUUAUUUUCUGCCCAUUGUAAACUCAUCUUCUUACUUACUUUUUUUCAUCUUAUUUGAAAAUGAUACGUGAUAUAGGAUAAUGAUGACAUUGAUAGUAAUGAUAAAAUAAUUAUAACAUUGCCAUCCAUUUUAGAAAGUAUUUAUUUAUUUAUACUCGUCCUCUCUUCAACCAAUCAAUCAACCAACCAACCAACCAAUCAGUCAACCAACCAUCCCAUUUUCAAACUCAACAGUGCGGAAAAUGCGGUGAUAUUUCUUAAUAACUGUAUAUAUACUGCAAUUAGCAUUUUUUUUUAACAAUAUUUUUUUAUUUGUAUUAUAUAUAUAUAUAUAACCUUUUUUAUAGAAUAUUCCAUUUUUUAUAUUUAUACAUAUAUAUAUUUGUAUAUAAAUUCAUAUCUUAUAUCAUUCUGACUAUUAUACAUACGGUAAAUAUUGUUUGGUAUAAUUAAUUCUUAUUAGUAAUGAUGAAAGUAUUCAUUAAGGUCAAAAAUGGUAAAAAAAUGUAAAAAUUUUAUUUGUAUUUUGCGACGAUUUUUCUAAUUUAGUUUUAUUCUUCCCGCUUUUCGUCAUCCAUUUUGUUUAUUGUUCUUUGUAGUAUUUAUUUAUAUAUUUUCGAUUAUGUGUUUGCCCUUGCUCUCUUAUUUAAUACAAUUUUUUUCACAUUCAAACGGUUUUUUAAUACACGUACAUCCGUGUGUUUGUAUGUGCGUGUGUGUGUGUGUGUGUGUUUGUAUGUGCGUCUUUUUUGUUUGUGUGUGCGUGCGUGUGCUUGUAUGUGUGUGUUUGUGUGUGUGUGUGCGCGUGUGUUUGUAUUGUGCGUCUGUUAUUUUUUUUUAAUUUUCUGUCAGAAACAUUAAAAUGAUGAUGGAUAUUUUCAGAAAUAAA